Molecule: messenger RNA, 1680 nt
Organism: Lithohypha guttulata
Lineage: Eukaryota; Fungi; Ascomycota; Eurotiomycetes; Chaetothyriales; Trichomeriaceae
Exons: 1
Coding region: 1-1680 (559 amino acids)
Source: RefSeq, a predicted model, not a curated record
AUGGGCACGAGAAUCACGGCGCAAUCACAGAGCGCGCAGAUACGAGUGCUUGUCCUGCUCUCGGUGAUACUCCUAGUCGGGCUCUGGAUGCGCAGCGAUGGUCUCUCAAGAUUUCAUCAUAUUCGCUCAGUACAAACACGCUCUGGACAUCCAGUGGCAAGAUUGGUAGAAGCUAAUCAGGCACAUCUCACGAAAUUACAUUCUGAACAAUCUCGUACUUUGAAAGAUGCGCGCAAUGAGUACCACCGACGAUACCAUCGACAGCCCCCUCUUGGCUUCGACACAUGGUUUAGAUUGGCGCGGGAACAUGACUUUGUCCUGAUCGACGAGUUUGAUACCUUCAUGGAGAGCCUCGAACCAUUCUUCGGAGUACCACCUAAUGUUCUUCAGCAUCGUCUUCAGGCUGCAUUUGAAUUAGAGCCUGAUCGAUUUGGUAUGAUAAAGUUCGAGGAUGGCUCCGUCAAUAUGUCAGAAGGCGUCACGGGCCUGUUCAAGCGCCUGAUGCCACAUCGCGAAUGGGCCGAAUACAUCCCAUAUAACGUAACACUCUUAGUGAACGACUGGGAUGAGCCAAUGGUCAGCGUUCCUUUCCCCGAAGUCACGAAGGCCAAAGAAGCUGCUCAGAAGAGCGGCAUGGGCUGGCCCAAGGACAGCUCGGCAACCUCUUAUUCACCGUUCGACUUCAGCUUCAUUGAGACUGGAAAACAGAAUGGUUGGGCAGCAACGUCGCAAGCGUGCAGCAUUGAGUCACCCUCCCGUCAGCUUUCCUGCUCCUUGCCGAGCGUGGAGGAUCCGCUUAACUUCGUGACCGACGUGAAAAGUAGCAGGGACGUCUGUCAGAAUUGCGAUUUGCUAGCCACUCACGGUCUUCUCGUAAGUCCAGGCAACAUGCAUAUCGCUCACAGUCUCACGCCAAUCUGGUCAGCGAGCAAGCCUUCUCAUUUCAACGACAUCCUGUACCCAUCAGCGUAUUACGUCGGUGCGCGUGAUAAUUAUGAUUCUGACUUCGAUAAUGCAUGGGAAGAGAAGGAGUCCAACUUCUACUGGACCGGGAGCUCGACAGGAGGCUGGGCUACAUCAAGGACCUGGAACCACAUGCAACGUCAACGCAUGGUUCUCAAGACCAACAACCUCUCCGAGCCUAUUCAAUUACUGAAGGAAGUCUCUAAUAGAGAGUGGCAACCCUACCUCACGACAAUGGAUGAGGUGGCCGAUCACUUCUCGACACGAAUAACGAAUAUCGUGCAAUGCACAGAUGAAGCCUGCCAGACCCAGAAAGAGAUCUUUGGCAUCCCUGAAGAACAUCAUGACGAUCCCCAAGAAGCCGCCUAUCGCCACAAGUUCGUCCUAGACAUCGACGGAAAUGGAUUCUCCGGUCGAUUCUACCGGUUGCUACAGAGUCGCAGUGUUGUGGUCAAGCAGACGAUUUUCAGUGAGUGGCAUGAUGACCGGUUGAUACCAUGGGUUCAUUAUGUGCCUUUGAGCACGUUGUACGCGGAACUGCCGGAACUGGCACGGUUCUUGGCGACGACGGAGGAAGGGUUGCGGAUCAGUGAGCGAAUCGCGAGGGAAAGUACGGAUUGGCAUGAUAAGGCAUUGAGGGAUAUUGAUCUACAACUUGUUUGGUUGAGGAUGAUAUUGGAAUUUGGGAGAUUGAUGAAUCCCGAAAUGCAUACAUAG